AUGCCAAAGAACCUCCACCAACGUGAUCACAGAACUUCAAGCCAGGUCAACAACUUCAAGGCACCUGACCUGUCACAUACGAUCAAUACUUUCCCCGUCUCCAAGAAUCGUCCCAUAUGCCGAAAAUGGCCUUCAAUCUUGCGGAUCAUUCUGAGACAUAUUAAUCGCACGGAAGUAUGCGUGAUUACGUGCGUGCAGCGAGGAGAAAGUGCCAGUUUCAUUGGCAGUGCAACCACGGGGCUUGUGAUGUACAAUUCAGAGAAACCCCCGCGCCAUACGAAAAGCUCAAUUGACAAUAUUCUCAAGCUUCUCCACAGCAAUAACUUGCAGGAAGUUGCAGUGGAAUUUAUACGGGGAGACUUUGCCCGGGGCGUGGCUGGCUUGAGUGGAAGAGAGCUAGAUCGUCGAGCUGUGCAAAUGCCAUCUUUACUUGGCCAAAGCUUAGCACUCAAGGAUGCUAACAAUCCCGGCACAUUGGGUGGCUUUCUGGAACUUAAGAUGCCCGGAGAAACAGUGUACAAGACAGUGGGACUGACCUGUUUUCAUUGUAUCAAUCCCAGCGAGAAAGGUCUGGACCCUCAAUUCCUCAAGAGAAUGCGGGCAUGGCACAAGCAAGGAAUCACACCCACUGAUAGUAUGAGGAAUCGAUUACAGGUCGAGCACCCUAGCUCUAUGGCCAUUGAGAACAAAGUUGAAUCACUGAAAGAUGAGAUCCACGAAAUUGAAGGGAAUGAAGAAUAUAUCCGACUUUCCGGGUGGGUGAGUGAAGGGCUACAGGAUGAACUAGGUCACCAGGCAAAAUGCACUUUCUCUAGCCUUACCAAUAUCCUCUCAGAGCUGAAGGGGUUCCUUAGAGAUAUCGACAGGUUCCAAACGGCACGGCGCGCAUCUUUUGGCCCUGUAUAUGCAGCCUCUGGCUUCAGGACAGGUUCAUACAACGGGAAAGCAUCAACUCUGGACUGGGCUCUCAUCGAAGUUCCCCCUGACCGGGUGGGAGAAAACAUAACGCCCGACGGUCAUUAUUUGAAAGAUUCCCCUAUUACUACAAAGCUUGACGACAUACCGCUGUUUAUUCACGGUCAGCGGUCGGGGUAUUCUAAAGGGAUAAAACAACCCAUUGAGGCUGCCCAUCUUGCGCAUGAAAUCGAAGAUGGACAGCCCAUAAAGCCCGAGACUUUUGAGCAUUCCGUUUUCUUUCAACAUGGGUUUCACUUUUCCGAAGGUGGUGGCUCAGGUGUACUUGUGUUCACACAAUCCCAUGUCGUCGUCGGCAUCUUGAUCGGGGGUGUGAUCUCUGACACCGGCUCAGCGCCCAAAUUCUCGUUUUUCACGCCCAUUGAAAACAUCAUUGAAGACAUCAAGAAGAUCGCCAAAGCCACUGAUGUUCGGUUCAAGAUGAAUCGGCCAUGA
Penicillium vulpinum is the source of this 1410-nucleotide messenger RNA. RefSeq lists its product as uncharacterized. The record is from RefSeq and is a predicted model, not a curated record. Bases 1 to 1410 code for a protein of 469 amino acids. The transcript has 2 exons. Lineage: Eukaryota; Fungi; Ascomycota; Eurotiomycetes; Eurotiales; Aspergillaceae.